This is a messenger RNA of Nomia melanderi (Alkali bee), 1935 nucleotides long. RefSeq names its product cell division cycle 20 protein fzy (gene fzy). NCBI's taxonomy places the organism in Eukaryota, Metazoa, Arthropoda, Insecta, Hymenoptera, Halictidae. The record is from RefSeq and is a predicted model, not a curated record. Gene Ontology annotation, cellular component: anaphase-promoting complex. Gene Ontology annotation, biological process: anaphase-promoting complex-dependent catabolic process; positive regulation of anaphase-promoting complex-dependent catabolic process; positive regulation of ubiquitin protein ligase activity. Gene Ontology annotation, molecular function: anaphase-promoting complex binding; ubiquitin ligase activator activity; protein binding.
CUGGUAGCAAGCUAGUUUACGAAAGCCUUUAAAUUUUAACGGAAAUUUUUAAAUGUCGUGUGUUGAGUUCAUUGGAACAGUUAAGUUUUCACGAAAGAAUUUCAUUAUUUUGAAUGACAAACUGCAUUAGUUUUGCAGUAUAUUAUACAUUAAUGACCAGAUUUAUUUUUUAAAAAGUUAAUGUAUCUUUUAAAUAAGCUAGAAUAUUACUACAAGAAUUAUUUGAAUUGAAAAUUUUCAUCCUGUUUGUGUUCACUGUCUAGUAUAAACUGUUAUUUUAUUUUCAAUACAGUACACUAGUAUUAGCAUCUGAAUAUCAUAUAUUUUGAUAAUGUCACAUUUAAAAUAUAUGAAAGAAAUAAACAAUUUAACUCGAAUGGAUGAAAAUAUUAAAGGACCACUUCCCCGAUGGCAAAAGAAAUGUUUGGAAACAUCAAAUUCAAGUGUUAAUCUUAGUGUUAAUUCCUCUCGAAAAGUUACAAGUGGAUCAUUUGCAAGUACUACUACCGGAAAGACUCCAACAAAAAAAAGUGAUAACAGAACUAAAAAGACUCCUUCUAAAGGUUCCAAGAAAUCGCCAAGUCGGACCUCAUCUACCCCUGCUAAAACUCCCAAUGGUGGUGACAGAUUUAUUCCUUCAAGAUCAACUACCAAUUUCGAUCUUGGACAUUAUAAGCUUCAGCAAGCAAAUGCAGAGAAGGAUGAUGAAAAGCUAGACAAUUCAAGUCCUUCUAAGAGAGAAAUGCAACGUCUUAUUGGUGAAAAUUUACAUGGUGGUGAUAUUAAUAAUAUGAGAGUUUUGUCUUAUCAAAACAAAGCACCUGCUCCUCCAGAAGGAUAUCAGAAUCCAUUACGAGUUGUGUAUAGUCAAAGUAAAACACCAGCAAGUGUGAAAGCAUCUACAAGAUACAUUCCACAAACUCCUGAUAGAAUAUUAGAUGCACCGGAAAUUGUUGAUGACUAUUAUCUGAACCUGAUUGAUUGGUCAGAAAAUAAUAUCUUAGCUGUAGCAUUAGGCUCUAAUGUAUAUUUAUGGAAUGCUGCAACUGGAACUAUAGAACAGUUAUUUGAAUUAGAGGGAAAUGAUUAUAUUUGUUCCGUUGCAUGGAUUCAAGAAGGUCCAUAUUUAGCUGUGGGUACUACAGUUGGAAAUACAGAACUAUGGGAUUGCAGUCAAACAAAAAGAGUACGUGUAAUGAAUGGCCAUGCAGCUAGAGUAGGUUCUCUUUCUUGGAAUUCACAUAUUUUGACGAGUGGAUGCAGAGCAGGACAAAUAGUGCACCACGAUGUUAGACAAAGAGACCAUUUAAUAUCAACCAUAAAUGCACAUGCUCAAGAAAUAUGUGGUUUGAAGUGGUCACCAGAUGGAAAAUAUUUAGCGAGUGGCGGUAAUGAUAAUAUGCUUCAAAUAUGGUCAUCAGUUUCUGGACAACAUCAUACACAUAGUCAACCAAUUUAUUCGUUAAAUCAACAUCAAGCUGCUGUGAAAGCCUUGGCAUGGUGUCCAUGGCAAAAUAAUAUUCUUGCAAGUGGAGGUGGUACAGCUGAUAGAACAAUUCGAUUUUGGAAUUGUAAUACAGGUGCAUGUUUAAAUACAGUAGAUACCAAAUCACAAGUUUGUUCUCUUCUCUGGUCCACAACAUAUAAGGAAAUUGUAUCUGGUCAUGGAUAUGCACAGAAUCAAUUGACAAUUUGGAAGUACCCAGGAAUGACAAAGGUUGCAGAACUUACAGGACAUUCUAGUCGCGUUUUACAUUUAGCAAUGUCUCCUGAUGGCACUACAGUUCUUAGCGCCGGAGCUGAUGAAACUUUACGUUUGUGGAAAUGUUUCCAACCGGAUCCACACAAGAAGAAAGAAACUAACGAAAUUAAAUCAGUACCUUCUAAACUUAAACAAUCUAUUCGAUAAUGUUAUGCUAAUAGGAGAAAUAAACU